AUGUGUUUGAAGCAACUUCGUUUAACCACAAACAAAGUGCUGAAGAAUUACAGCAAACAGAAAUGGAUCUGUAGCCAUCAUGUAUUGAGCGAGUUCAUUAUAAAUAUUCCGUUCGAAUUUUUAGAUAAUUGGAAUCCUGUGUCUGGAGAGAAAGAAGUUUGCGGCAACGCUUCUUCGAGUGGACUAUGUCCUGAUGGAUAUGUGUGUAUGCAGGACGUUGGUGAAAAUCCAAAUCACGGACUUACUAAUUUCGAUCACUUUGGAUGGGCAAUGCUGACGUCAUUUCAGCUUUUGACGUUAGACUUUUGGGAGAAUGUUUAUAACAUGAUUAUUCGUGCGGAAGGUGCGUGGAACGUUUUGUUCUUUUUUAUGUCAGUCAUAUUGGGGCCUUUCUAUCUACUCAACUUGUUAUUGGCGGUCGUUACUCUUGCUUACAGUAAAGAACACGAAAAACAGACAAAACUGCGCGAAAUGCGCGAAAGAGCUAAAGAAAACGCACGUCGCAGAAACAAAAGACGUCGAUUGCUUAUGGAAAGGGCGAAACAGAAAUUACAAUCACCUGCUUCGUUCGGGGACGUCGUAGAACAUCAAAUAGGGUCAUCUUUGCGAGAGCGUGCUGAAAAUGGUGGCCUACACGUCAAUACCGGAAAUGGCGACUCAGGUUCAGAAAAAAAGAGGAAUUUUGUUUCUGGUGCAAUCAAGAAGGAUAAUACAGAAGAGCAGGACUCUCGUUCUCAAAUUCCGAUAGUUAUAAAAGGAAACUCGGAAAGGGAUUUAUCACAAAACGACAAUCAACUGACGAGAGAGCCAAGUUAUUCAAAACUUUCUGAUUCAAAAGAUACUAAAAGAGCGACAUUUCGAAAUAGUAGCAGAAAAAAUAUAUCGCUUGAAAGCUCUGAAUCAGCCUCAAGCACUGUACCAGAAUGGAAGAAAUGGAUUUGUAAGAGAUAUAAUUCAUUCCAUGGAGCAUGUUGUUCAUGGUCGUGUCACCCAAGAUUUGUUGAAUUCCAGAACUUUCUUCUGAAGAUUGUUGAACAUAAACUAUUCGAGGGUAUUGUCGUCCUCAGUAUUUUAACAAACACAGCAUUUCUUGCUAUGGAUCAUCAUGAAAUACAUCCUACUUUCGAAAGCGUUCUCAUUCAUGGAAACUAUGUUUUUACUGGAAUAUUUGCAAUCGAAGCUGUUUUAAAGAUUUUUGCCAUGUCGCCUCUUGAGUAUCUCAGAAAUCCUUGGAAUGUGUUUGAUUUUACAAUUGUUUUAAUAAGUCUUAUUGAAUUUAUGAUUCCAUCCAGUACCGGUGCUUUGUCAGUUCUGAGAAGCUUGAGACUGAUGAGAGUAUUUCGUCUUGCACGCAUCUGGACAACUAUGCGAAAACUGAUGUCUAUUAUUUUAAAAAGUUUGAGUGCCGUUGUAUAUCUAACAAUUGUACUAUUUAUGGUGCUUUUCAUAUUUGCUGUUGUAGGAAAACAACUCUUUGGUCAUGCUUACAUUAACUCAGGCGAUAAAUUCGACGACGGUCAGGUUCCUCGUUGGAAUUUCGUCGAUUUUUAUCAUUCGUUUCUAUUAGUUUGGAGAGUUAUGUGUGGUGAAUGGAUAGAACCUUUACACGAUUGUAUGAUGUUGGUUGAUGCUUCAUGCAUUCCCGUAUUUUUGUUGAUGACAUUCAUAGGGAAUUUUCUUGUGUUAAACCUUUUCACCGCUAUAUUAUUGGAAGCUUUCAACGUUGAUAAUCUCAAGUCAAAACAAGUAGAUCAAAAAACAGCUAAACUGAAGUUGGGGGUCGAGAGAUUUCGAAAAUUGCUGAAAAAAUCACAAAGUAGAAAGUCAGUGGAUGCUACUGCUGCGAACGAUUGCAAGGAAAAUGAAAAUAAUCAAAACAAAGAAAAUGGAACGCAUAAUGCGAACGAGCCUAAAAACAACGAUGAAACUACAGGCAGCACAAAUACUUUGAAUUCUGGGAUUUCUUCACCUAAACGAUCGAUGUCUGCAACUGACAUAUUUGCUCUGCAUCGAGCAACUCAAAAAGAAAGAGCACUCUCGCUCGACGAGAGUUCCGAAGAAGACUCUGAAAGUAUCACAAUAAAGAAAAAUCCUCCUCCACUAAAAAGAUCGUUUUCUCAAGACAGCCCAAGCCCACCAAAUGACCAUCCGUUCAGACCAAGACCACGUAGGCAAGGGACAUUGACAAAGCAGUCAAGAAUUAGCGAGGAUUCUCCUGUCACAAUAAAGAAAUCAAAAUUUUGUACCAAGACAAUCCAAGAAGUUGACGAGAACGAACCCAACAGUACCGAAGACAACGAUGCAGCUAAUAAUUCAGUCUCGAAGAAAGUCACUUUUGCUGUAUCAGGAAAUAGCAAGGUAUAUCCUAAAAGACAAGGCGAUGCAGAAAAUGGCAUUGAAGAAUCAGAUUUAGCUGUUCAAAUAAAGCUACCUUGGUACAAAAGUGUUGUGCCUCCUUGUGUUGGAGAAAAUGAGAAGGAAACGUGCAACUGCUGCGACAGAUAUGGCGAAAAUUGUCUGUUUCGAAAAUGGAAAAUAUUCCGAAACUUCAUAUUUCGAGUUGUUAGUCAUCAAAUAUUUGAGUGGUUCAUUCUAUUCAUCAUUCUGGCAAGCACUGUUUGCUUGGCGAUGGAAGACGUGUAUCUUAAAGAAGAUAAAGUAAAAGUGCAAGUUCUAAAUAUUUUGGAAUAUGUUUUCACAACUAUUUUUACAAUAGAGAUGAUUUUAAAAUGGAUCGGAAUUGGAUGGUCCAAAUAUUUUACCAAUUGGUGGUGCAUCAUCGAUUUCGUCAUCGUCGUGAUUUCUUGGAUUGGUAUUGGAGCAUCUGCAGUUGGGGAAGUCGAAUCUUUAAAAGCUUUGAGAACAUUGAGAGCACUACGUCCUUUACGUGCAAUAUCUAGGUGGCAAGGAAUGAGGGUCGUCGUUAACGCAUUGGUGUAUUGCAUCCCGUCAAUUGCUAACGUAUUGUGCGUCUGUAUGCUGUUAUGGCUUGUUUUCAGCAUUAUCGGAGUUCAGCAAUUCAAAGGAAGAUUCUACAGGUGUGAAGAUUUAGAAGGCAAUGUACUGAACCACACUAUUGUACCGAAUCGGACGAUUUGCGAACAACAUACCGAUUAUAGAUGGAUCACCCCGAGAAUCAAUUUCGAUAAUGUACUCAAUGGCAUGAUAGCGCUUUUUCAAGUGGCUACUUUUGAAGGCUGGAUUGAGAUAAUGGCAGAUGCUAGCGAUACUGUAAAUGUUGAUGAACAGCCGUACAGAGAAGCAAACAAAUAUUCAUAUGUUUUCUUCUUCUGUUUCGUACUGAUCGGAUCAUUUUUCAUAUUGAAUCUUAUUGUUGGUGUCAUCAUCGAAAGUUUUCAGAAGCUAAGAAAACAGACUGAAUCAUCAUCAGCUGUUGAAGCAUUUCUAACAGAAAGUCAGAAAAACUUUUAUAAAACGAUGAGAACAAUGUUGAACAGAAAACCCAAGAAAACAAUUCCACCACCAGAGAACCCUACUCAACAAAAAAUCUUCAAAUUGGUGACGCACAGCAAGUUUGAGGUAGCCGUAUUCUCCGUAAUUGUGUUGAACAUGAUCACUUUAGCAAUGGAACAUUAUCAGAUGUCAAAAACAUGGACAACAGUGCUUAGAUACGUAGACAUUACCUUCACUGCGGUAUUUUCAAUUGAAGCGACGUUGAAAAUUAUUGGAACAAGAUUCUACUAUUUUCGAGAUCCUUUCAAUGUCUUUGACUUCGUUGUUGUUAUACUCUCUAUAACAGGUUUCAUUCUUGAAGAAUUAUUGACAUUUUUGGUAUCUCCAACAUUGUUGAGAGUGGUGCGAGUAUUCCGUGUGUUUCGUGUAUUGCGUGUGAUUCGUGCAGCUCGAGGAAUCAGAAGAUUGAUUCUUACUUUGAUGAUUUCACUUCCAGCUCUUUUCAACAUUGCAGUAUUGUUAGGAGUAUUCAUGAUCAUCUUCGCUAUUCUAGGUAUGUCAUUCUUUAUGGACGUGAAAUUACGAGGAGCUCUCAACGAUAUCGUUAACUUCCGCACUUUCGGGAAUUCUAUGAUGCUUCUAUUUCGUUUGAUGACGUCAGCAGGAUGGAAUGACGUAUUGGAUCCACUCAUGAACGACACUGAUUGCGAUGGAGCGGAUUGCGGAAAAUAUCAUUUUGCUAUCAUAUAUUUUGUAGCUUACAUCUUUUUAGUAUUUUUGGUUGUUGUCAACAUGUACAUUGCCAUCAUCCUCGAAAAUUUCGACGAAAUAUUUCAGCAGGAAGAAUCUGGCGUUGGUCAGGAUGAUUUCGAGUAUUUCUAUGUGGUGUGGGGAAGAUACGAUCCUAAAGCUUCUCAGUUCGUUUCAAUUGCAGAGCUAUCCAAUCUCUUACACAGUUUACAUCCACCGUUUCAACUCGCAAAACCGAAUGAGAUUAAAAUUGCAGCGCUCAAUCUGCCCAUAGUCAAUGGAGAUAAAGUUCAUUGUCUGGACGUUUUAUUUGCUCUUGUAAAACGCAUUAUGGGUGAAGUUGAAAUAUCUGAUCAAAUGCGAGAGGAAGCCGAAGCCAGGUUACUGAAGUCUUUCCCAAAUAGAAAAACGUUGAAAGCAGAGACAACAACUCUUGUUUUACGCAGAAGAGUAAAAGCAGCAAAAGUCAUACAGGAGGCGUGGAGAGGUUUCCACGGAAAGAGACGGCGAGGAGCAAUCGACGUGAGCUCCGAUAUAUUCAGCCAUGUUUCGUCAUCGGAUUUUACUCGAUCCAAUUCAUUUUCACUAUCUAGUGACAUAUCAGCUUCAUCUCAGAAACAAACUCUGAAAACUGAAAUAAGUGGAAUAAGCAAAUUGCCUAGUGUCGAUGAAAUACAACAAUUACAUACUGAAAACAAUAAUAUUAAACCAAACGAAGCCUUAGUUGAACACCAUAUAUAUCCUACAAAAGAUGGAGAUGUAGCCGAAAUCGAAAUACCCCAAAUUCCAGAAAAUGAGAAUAUUUUGAACGCCCCUCCUGACGUGGAAGAUGCAAGUCAAACUGACAUCAAAAAACAAUUAGCAUCAUCACCUAUUCGAAUGAUUAAAGAAAGCGAAUCCGAUUCAAAAUUGAAUGAAGUAAACACAUCGUCAACAAACGGUGAAGUAAGAAGUGACCAAGAUGCUGACUCAACCUGUCACGACAAUGUUGUCAUGAAUAAUGGAACGAUUAAAAUGAAUGAAGCUUCAGGAAAGGUGGACGAUAUAUUAAAUUCACCGCAGCCAAGAAAAACCUCAUUAGAAAGGCGAGCUAAAUCAGCCCAAAUGGAUGUACGAACUAAUAAAACCAAACUCGAUCAACUGCGACCAUCAACUUCUCUACAAGUCAUACGUAACGAUCAUGCGCUUGAAGAAAAGGCAUCAACUGAUGAUCAAGAUUUUUCCCUGGAUAUUCAAGAGUCAGAUCAUAUACUUCAGACACCACUCAAAAAGCAAACGAAUAUGGAAAAACACGAAAACACACAGAAUUCUUCUGUGUCUCUUCCUAAACCGGAUAGUUUAGACUCCGGAAGCGAAAAACAUUUCCAUUCUUCAGAGACAAACGCUUGGCAUCAGACUUUACAAAAAUCUAAAUCUGAUGUUGCUCGUUUAUCUGAGGAUUCUAUAAACAUAAAAGAUUCUUCACAAGAAUCCAGACCCGUUGUAGGGAAAAACUUAAAAUUCAAUCCACAAACAGGGAAAUUUAAAGUUAAAACGAAAAAGGACGAAGUUGAAUUGGUGGAAAUGUCGCGAUCCCCUUCUACUAAAAUUAAUAAUAACACAAACUCUAUUACUCCAGGUAAAACUGAAGUUGAUCAGUCUUUAGUAAUAACAAAUAACAAUGUAUCCGAAAGCAAAUUCACAAACGUAACGGAAGAGAAUUCUAGCCAGGCUUAGCUUAUGCGACAAUGGUUCAUGUCUUGGUGCAUUUUUCUUACCUGUACAUCUUUAUUCACGGUGAUCCCAUAACUUUCUUGUUUAAAAUGGCUGCAAAAUCGAAUGAACCUAAUGGAGAGUUAGAACUGAAACAUUUAGUCGUUGAUUGUGGCUUUCGAUGCCCGGUGACUAUCGAAGGUGGUUUAAUUUGAAAACAAUACUUGAAUAAUUUAUUUAUAUCUUGUCUAUUUACUUUUGCAAUUAUCUUCUUUCUUUGAUCUAUUUAUUUCCUUAAAAUAUAUAUAUAAUUAAACCUGCAAAAUUUACUUUACUCUAGGAGUUUACAAUGAAAUUUAACGGUUGAGAUUUUUCUUGCAGUAUUGGAACUAUUUAUGUUUAGUUUAUUUUUCUUUGUUUCUUUGGCGGUUCUAACCGAAUGGACGAAUUUUAGUAUUGUGGCCUAUUGACUGAAAAAACUUUUUUUCACUUUAUGUAUUUUAUGCUUGAUAAUCCUAUAUCUUUCAUUGACCAACAAUAUAAAGCAAACAGACAAACCGUAUCCGAGUCUGAAACAAUACCCGACUACGACAAUGCUUUAUUGAAGAAACGACUCCAACGUUCGAAUUCAUUAAUACAGCGGUUGUUUUGUUCUUUUUUAUAUUAUCUGAAAAUGUACUUUAUUAAUUCACUGUGUCACAUUUUUCCUUUUAUUAUUAUUCUUCCUGCUUUAUCGUGAAAUAAAAAUAAAUGAACCAGUCACUUAAAUGUAAAAA
Molecule: messenger RNA, 6632 nt
Organism: Styela clava
Lineage: Eukaryota; Metazoa; Chordata; Ascidiacea; Stolidobranchia; Styelidae
Source: RefSeq, a predicted model, not a curated record